This is a messenger RNA of Penicillium daleae, 192 nucleotides long. RefSeq lists its product as uncharacterized. The transcript has a single exon. Lineage: Eukaryota; Fungi; Ascomycota; Eurotiomycetes; Eurotiales; Aspergillaceae. The record is from RefSeq and is a predicted model, not a curated record. The coding region runs from base 1 to 192 and encodes 63 amino acids. Gene Ontology annotation, biological process: phosphorelay signal transduction system.
AUGGACGGUCUCACUUCUACGAGCGAAAUCAGAGACUUUGAAAAAGAAAACUCGCUUUCGCCUUCGGGCAUGACGGCGCUGACGGGAAUUGCGUCCGCCGCAAUGCAAGACCAGGCAUUCUCUGUGGAGAUUGAUUAUCUGGUGAAACCUCUCUCUCUACGGAAGUUGAGAAAGACCAUGAACAUGGAAUGA